Acanthamoeba castellanii str. Neff is the source of this 918-nucleotide messenger RNA. RefSeq lists its product as uncharacterized. The transcript has a single exon. Bases 1 to 918 code for a protein of 305 amino acids. The record is from RefSeq and is a predicted model, not a curated record. Lineage: Eukaryota; Discosea; Longamoebia; Acanthamoebidae.
AUGGCACGAACAAGCAGCAAGAAGGCGCUGAGCAAGGAUACGAGCAAGAAGCAGAAGAAGAUGGGCAAGUCCAGCAGCGGCCAUCAGCUGUGCAAGAGGUGCAGCAGGCGCUUCGGUUCGAAGGCGUGCGCCAAGCGACUGUGCGGUUCGUGCUGUCCUCUGGGAGGUGGUGCCGGGCAUGGUGAGCAGUGCGUAGCGCACCUCUCCCUGCGCCGAGCUGCCAAGCGAAAGCAGGGCGCCUUCUUGCUGGUCUCCUCGGUCAAUCGCCUCAAGCGCGAAGAAGAGAGAUCUGGCCUGGGCACCAGGAAGAAGAGCAAGAAGCCCAAGCUGAUGAGCAGCAAGGCCAGCAAGCACCUCGCCAAGCGCUUGAAGACGCUCUCCACCGCCGAGGAGUGCGACGACCACGGCGUCGAUGGCGAUGAAGUUGAAGUAGUGUCGCAGGAAUCCCCUGACCGAGACGACGGCGCGUGGUGCGACGUCGGCGGAGCGGCCACGCUCGAGGCCGUGGUGGCGGUGCAGGCCGAGGAGAUCGCCAGGCUGCGGCGGGAGCUCAAGCACACGCGGCACGCGCACGAGCGGCUCAAGCGGAAGCGCGUCAAGGUCGAGCAGGGCCUGUGCAUCAUCUGCGAGGAGCGCGGCCUCAACGUGCUCCUGGUGCCCUGCGGCCACUGCUACUGCCGCGAGUGCGUCGAUGCGCUGCCGUCGUGCCCUGUGUGCCGCUCCAGCAUCCGCAAGCGCCACAACUUCCACCCGCCGGCCUACGUCUGCGACGACGCCGUGUUGGCCAUGGUACCGCCCAGCCUGCCCACGGCGCCCAAGCCGACGUCGCCUGGCGCCGCGGCGCUGGCGGAUGAGGCGGAUGAGUUCGUGCUCAGGCGCCGCAGCGCCGCCAACCCGCAUCGCAUUCUCUUCGUGUGA